Messenger RNA from Babesia bovis T2Bo, 1337 nucleotides. RefSeq names its product aminotransferase classes I and II family protein. The record is from RefSeq and is a predicted model, not a curated record. Gene Ontology annotation, biological process: amino acid metabolic process; biosynthetic process. Gene Ontology annotation, molecular function: transaminase activity; pyridoxal phosphate binding. Bases 38 to 1267 code for a protein of 409 amino acids. The transcript is spliced from 4 exons. NCBI's taxonomy places the organism in Eukaryota, Apicomplexa, Aconoidasida, Piroplasmida, Babesiidae.
ACCCGCUUUGUAUCCAAAUAAUACUUUGGUAUCCGAAAUGUCACUCUUCAACCACCUCCAUCAGCAGAAGCCUGAUGCCAACUUUGCAAUGGCAGCGUUGGCUAAGGCUGAUACACAUCCUAAUAAAGUGGAUGUCACCAUUGGUGCCUACAGAAACGAAGAAGGUCGUCCGCAGUUAUUCCGGGCUGUACGUGAGGCUAAGAAGAUAAUGGCAAACGAUAUGAAUGAAAUGGAAGAAUAUUUACCAUUAAAAGGACACCAGGGAUUUGCGGAUGCAGCUCGUGAUUUGUUGUUUAAGGGUAAUCAAGACAAGGAAUCAUACGACAAGUUUUGCCAACGUAUUGUGGCCUUCCACAGCGGUUCAGCUACUAACGCCAUCUACACAUCACUAUUAUUAGUCAAGGAAAUACUCCCUCAUGCUGAGAUGGCUUAUGCAAGCAAUCCUGGAUGGAGCAAUUACGAGCGCCUCGUUACAUGUGCGGGGCUUAAAUACGGUGAAUAUACCUACUACACUUCCGUCGAGAGAGGUGUGGAAUUUGAUACUAUUAUGUCAGAGUUGAGGACUUACAAGCCCGGUUCUGUUGUGAUUUUGCAAGGUUGCUGCCACAAUCCCACCGGAUUUGACCUCAAUGAAAUUCAAUGGAGAGCAAUCAGAGACUUAAUGAUUGAGAGAGAAUUGAUCCCACUCCUUGAUAUUGCAUAUCUUGGUUUGGGUACUGGUGACCCUUGGAAUGAUGGGUACGCCGCAAGAAUAUUUGCAGAAAAAGACAUGGAUGUCUUCAUUGCACAGUCGUUUUCCAAAAACAUGAGUUUGUACUCAGCUAGGAUUGGAAUAAUGCACUGCCUCUUUAAAAGCGAUUUUAUUCCAAAGCGAGAAUUGCUUGUUAAAAACUUGGAACUAAUUGGUAGGGGAAGAUUCGGUGCUCCUACCAGACACGGGGCAGAAAUUGCCUACCGUUUAAUGACCGUACCUGAUCUCAGGAAAAUGUGGCUAGACGAGCUUACUGAUGUAGCUCAUAGACUAGAGCGACUUAGGAACCAGCUUCGUGAUAGGAUCGAAGCGAAGGGUAUACCUGGAAAAUGGAAUCACUUGACCAAGCAGAUCGGAAUGUUUGCAUACCUUGGAAUCUCUGCCAAAGCUGUGGAGCGUAUGCAAAAGGAGUUCCAUAUAUACAUGAUGUCAGACGCCAGGGUCUCUGUUGCUGGUUUGAACGCUAACAACAUUGACUACUUUGUCGAUGCACUACACACUGUGCUUACUUCGUAAUGCAGCUAAACAAAAUAUAACUAAUGUCAUAUAAAAGUGUGCUCAAAAGGGAGCAUUGGAAUAUACUAAA